AUAUUCUUCCCCUGAAAUGAGUUGGUUUCCAAGAAAUCCACCGGAGGUGUACCCGCAGAUGAAGAUGGCCUGGGAAAAUGUGCUUGAACCAAUAUCUUAUAAUCCGGGGGAACAGCCCCGGAUUUUACUAUCACAUUGCCAAUUAACAUCUCCUUUUAUCGAACUUUUUCUGUCGAAUCCUCCAUGAGCAUAUCCCAGAAGACUUGCCUAACAACAUUGUGACGAUCCCAUCGAUUUGUGCAAAAUGCCGCUUCUCACAGGCAAUGGCUACUCGCAACCCGAGCCGCAAGUCGACUCCAUCUUACAACAGGAUAAAUCCAUGCCAAUCGCAAUUGUUGGCAUGGCAUGUCGACUUCCAGGAGAAGCGACCAAUCCCGACAAGCUGUGGGAUCUGUGUGCGAAAAAAGAGGCCGCAUGGAGUGAAGUGCCCAAAGACCGAAUGAAUAUUGAUGCCUUUUAUCACCCAGAUGGCGAAAGAGCAGGAAAUACAAAUGCACGAGGGGGUCAUUUCCUGAAACAGGAUGUUGCUGCUUUUGACGCAUCCUUCUUCUCAAUUCCUCCAACAGAGGCAAAGAGUAUAGACCCCCAGCAACGGAUUCUCAUGGAAUGCGUAUAUGAAGCCAUGGAAAAUGGCGGCAUGACCAUGGAGGAUUUCGCUGGCUCCGACACCAGCUGCUACGUGGGAAGUUUCUCCCGUGAUUAUUACGAGAUCAUCGACCGAGAUCCUGAGACGGCACCGCUGUAUUCAGUCACCGGAAACGGUGCCGCCAUCUUGUCCAAUCGAAUCAGUUACUUCUAUGACCUCAAGGGGCCCAGCCUGACCUUGGACACUGCUUGUAGCAGUAGCUUGGUUGCUCUGCAUCUGGCGUGUCAAAGUCUGCGCACCGGCGAAAGCCAUCGAGCCAUUGUCGGCGCGACCAAUCUGAUUCUAAACCCAGACAUUAUAGUGACCAUGUCUAAUAUGCAUUUCUUCAGCCCUGAUUCUCGGUGCUUCACCUUUGAUUCCCGGGCCAAUGGUUACUCCCGUGGCGAGGGUAUCGCGACCUUGAUUCUCAAGCCACUGGCCGAUGCCAUUCGCGACAAUGACACCAUUCGCGCAGUCAUUCGAGGUACUGCAUGCAAUCAGGAUGGCAAAACCUCUGGCAUUAUGUUGCCGUCCAAGGAGGCCCAAGAAGAGCUAAUUCGGACGGCCUAUGAAGAGUCUGGCUGUGACCCCAAGCAAACUGGCUACUUCGAGGCUCACGGAACUGGAACCCAAGCUGGUGACCCCCUCGAGUCUGGUGCCAUUGGAGCCUUUUUUGGACCACAUCGUCCGCUAAAUGAUCAGGACGAGAAAAUACCGUUGUACGUGGGAAGCGUUAAAACGAACAUCGGCCACACGGAAGGUACCAGUGGUUUGGCAGGCGUCAUCAAGUCCGUACUCGCGCUAGAACGGGGCGCGAUUGCCCCCAAUCUAUAUUUCGAGAACCCCAACCCUCAAAUUGACCUUGACGGCUGGAAUCUCCGCGUCCCAACUGAGCUUACCGCUUGGCCACUCGACGGGCAACGACGAGUUAGCGUCAACUCAUUCGGCUUUGGAGGCACUAAUGGGCAUGUCAUUCUCGAUGAUGCCUAUCACUAUCUUGAAAGUCGCGGAUUGCAAGGCUCUCACAGGACAUCACGGACCCCCAUCUUGGACCUGAAGACGAUGAUUGGGAAUGGGAACACCGAGGAUGAGGUGACCAAGCCUAACGGGCACGAGAAUGGGACCAAUGGACAUACUUCCACAGAGAAUCGGCGCCAUCGAAUCUUUCUCUGGUCCACUCACGAAGAGAACAUUGCUGGGAAGAGCGGUGCUGCUUAUGCAGAACACCUGGCGGAACGGGAGGAGAGCAACGAAGAAGCCUUCUUGGACAACCUUUCAUACACUCUGUGCAGCCGUCGUUCGAUGCUGCCCUGGAAGUCCUUUCUUGUUGCUGACUCCCUGAGUGAUCUCGUCGAAAAGGUUGCAGCUACUCGACAGAAGCCGAUCCGUGCGUCCCUCAACCCGUUGAGGGUAGCGUUUGUCUUCACUGGCCAGGGUGCACAGUGGUUUGGGAUGGGCCGGGAGCUCAGUAAGGUGUAUCCCCUCUUUCAGGAGCGUCUGGAGCAGGCCGAUCUGUUCAUCCGGAAGCUGGGGGCUGAGUGGUCUUUGCUCGAGGAGCUAAGCAAGGACGAGCGUGAGUCGCGGAUUAACGAGUCCCUCAUCAGUCAAACGGCGUGCACUGCUUUGCAGAUUGCCUUGGUCGAUCUCUUGUCCAGCUGGGAAAUCCGACCAACAAAGGUGAUCGGCCACUCUAGCGGAGAGAUUGCAGCCGCCUACACAGCGGGAAUUUUACCAGCAGAAUCGGCUCUCAAGGCUGCCUAUUUCCGGGGCUUGCACUCUAGUCUGGUGAAGGCCAAGUUGCCCUCUGCCGAUGGAGCUAUGAUGGCAGUAGGUCUCUCAGAGGCUGACGCCGAGGAGAGAAUCGGAGGCCUUGAUCCUGCAUUGGGGAAAGCAUUUGUUGCCUGUAUCAACAGCCCGACCAAUGUCACUGUCUCCGGAGAUCGUCCUGUCUUAGAAGCUCUUGGUCAGGCGCUACAGAAGGACGGUGUUUUUGCUCGUUUCCUAAAAGUUCACACUGCCUAUCAUUCCCACCACAUGGAGGCGGUCGCGCCUGACUAUGAACUAUCCCUGGCGGGUAUAGAGGUCAACCUUGCUGACGAUACUGUGGAGAUGGUCUCCACAGUCACUGGUGAGCCUGUGACGGCCAAUGAUAUCCUCGGUCCAAAAUACUGGAGUAAAAACAUGGUGUCUCCCGUGCGCUUCAAUAACGCUCUGCAGACCCUAUGUAGCCGUCGCGCAACAACAAAGCGAGCUCGCCGAGGAGCUGGAAACCAAGCCGCGGUCGAUGCCCUAGUCGAGAUAGGACCCCAUGCUGGUCUUGCUGGGCCCGUCAAACAGAUUCUUGGCGUUCCCAGUCUCGAAAAGAGUGGAAUUGUGUACAAGUCCAUUCUCUCACGUGGCCAAGAUGCUUGUCAGACCACUUUGGAGGCGGUGGCUUUCCUCUUCGCCAAAGGAUACAAGAUCGAUCUCAGCAAGAUCAAUUCCCCAGAUGGUCUCCAUACCAUGCCGCAGGUGGUGGUCGAUCUGCCUACUUAUUUCUGGAAUCACUCCAAGCGGCACUGGUCCGAGUCUCGACUGAGCCUGGAGCAUCGCUUCCGACGGCAUGCACGAACCGACUUCCUGGGCUACCCGGUCAAUGACUGGAAUCCGAUGGAACCAAGGUGGAGGAACCUCAUCCGGCUUCGAGAACAGCCAUGGCUCAAGGGACACAUUGUUCAGGGUUCGUACAUUUACCCCGGCACGGGCUAUAUUUGCAUGGCUAUUGAGGCACUGCAUCACCUACGCGACAUGCCCGAGUACACAACACCUCUUGGGACUUUCGUGGGUUAUCGGCUGAAGGAUGUGAAGCUCAGCCGUGCUUUGAUCAUCCCCGCCAGCGAAGAGGGAGUGGAGACCCUCUUCUCCUUACGUCACUAUAAGGAAAGCAGUGCAUCAUUCUCCGAUACGUGGUAUGAAUUCCGGGCCUUCUCUUACUCUUCUUCGGACGGAUGGGCGGAACAUGCCCAUGGCCUGAUCUCCGCUGUUCAUGAAUCCGAUAAGAGUCUGUCAGGAAGCAACUUCACGUAUAACCCUUCAUUGGAAAAGGUCUUAUCCACGGAGAAAUUUUCCAGUUCGCGGACCUCGAGCAAUCUAUACGAUGUAGUUGGUGCUGUCGGUCUUGUCUACGAGGAGCCCUUCCGUAACUUCACUGGGGAGCUUCGGACCAACGAAGGGGCCGCGACGGCAACAGUAACUGUGCCUGAUACCAAGAGCUUGAUGCCGUUUAACUAUGAGUAUCCGUAUCUCAUUCAUCCAGCAACUAUGGACGGUUUCAUCCAGAUGCUCUUCCCUGCUCUGUUACAUGGCACGAACAUUUGCUCCUCCCCUUUUAUGCCAGUCUUUUUUGAUGAGACAUUUCUCUGCGCUGAUAUCGCCCAGGAGCCAGGUCACCGUUUCCACUGCGUCUCUACCGCGGGCCAGACUGGAUUUCGCGAGGUUACCACAGAUGUACUGGUCCACGAUGAAGCCAGCGGGCUGCCGAUGGCCAGCUUCAAGGGAGUGAGAUGCAGCGGAGUAGAUGCGGGGCCUACAGAGGAUGAUGACGACGUUUCCAGAGCGGCGGUGAAGAAGCUGUGCUUCCAUGCAAGUUGGCAUCCGGAUCCAGAGCUUCUCUCCAAGCCCAUAGGAGACGAGUUGAUGCGAAAGUAUAUUGUGACACCUGAAGACCCGCAGCGCGUGUCAAACCUAGAAGCAAUUGCCUAUUAUUACUAUUACCAGGUGUUGCAACAAGUGAAGGAGGAGCAGGUUCCUUCAAUGAAGCCUCAUCACCAGAAGUUCUUCCGGUAUAUGCAACUUCAGCGAGACCUAGUCAAGGCUCGUCAAAUGCCGCACCAGAACGUCGAGUGGGAGCAGUUGGACAAUCCCGCCAUCCGCGAAAAGAUGGAAGUCUUGGCCGCACGGUUAGAGUCAUCUGGUAUCGACUCGCAGCUGAUCUGUCGAGUCGGUCGUAAGCUGGACAAGGUCCUAACAGGAGCAGUCGACCCUCUGGCGCUCAUGUUAGAGGACGAGCUGCUCUACAAGUACUAUGAAGGGGUGCUAGGCUAUGACAUCCUGUAUCGUUAUGCCGAAAUUCUUUCGAACAAAAAUCCCAAUAUGAAGGUACUCGAGAUUGGUGGCGGCACUGGAGGUGCCACGGCUCCCAUCCUGGCUGCGAUGGGGGGAAGCAAUGGUCGAUACCCAAGGUUCAAUUCCUACACCUUCACCGACAUCUCCUCUGGGUUUUUUGAAGAAGCGGAGAUCAAAUUCAAGGACUGGAAAGGCCUGAUGGAGUAUCGCCGACUCAAUAUCGAGGAGGAUCCUGUGGAACAGGGUUUUGGCGAACAACAAUACGAUCUCGUUGUGGCGGCCUCGGUUCUCCACGCCACAGCAAAUAUCGAUCGCACUCUCGCGCAUACUAGGAAAUUGCUUAAACCCGGUGGUCGCUUGAUUCUCGUCGAAAUAUCAAAUAUCCUCAACCAAGUCUUCCUUCUCUUUGGUUGUUUGCCCGGCUGGUGGAUGUCGGAAGAGAGCUACCGGCCAUGGGGUCCUACAAUGAAUGAGAAGAUGUGGGGCGAAGCCUUGAAACGCAACGGAUUCAGUGACCUCACUCUUGCAGCGCCCGAUAAUACAGAUCCUCGAGAUGAAAUGGGCCGUGUCUUCUCCUGCGUGGCAGUUGAAUCGGCUGCCGUUCCAGCUGUGAACCCGUCAAUCCAAGAAGUAACACUGCUCACAGACAGUUAUGAUGCCUCUUCUACAUCGUCAGGGCUAGAAAAGGCUAUCGAGCAGAGACUCGGCCACCUAGGCAUUCCGGUGCGCAAGAUGUCUCUCUCUAGCAUCUCUCAAACCUCGUUGGAGAACGCCUUCUGUGUUUCGCUAGCUGAGCUCGAUCGAUCUGUCAUCCAGGACAUGAAGCCGUCCGAAUUCGACGCCAUCAAGACCAUCAUCAAGAGCAGCGAGGGCCUGUUGUGGGUCACUGAAGGCGCGGCUAAUAACCCCAGCCGUCCCGAGUCUGCGCUUUUCCAUGGCCUGGCUCGAUCCCUUCGGGCUGAGCACGAAAGCUUUCCUCUAAUCACGGCCGAUCUUGCCACUUUUGAUCGCCAGGCUCCCGGAGAUGCGGCUGAGAACUUGGUGAGUCUCUUGCAGCAUAUUUUAAAGAAUCCGAGGGAGCAGGAGCCCGAAUAUUUGAACGAGAACGGUUAUUGGUGGGUCAAUCGCUGCCUCGAAUCCGCCGAGACCAACGGCCAAAUCCACGGCCGAAUCAACCAUCAGGCAUCUGGAAGCGAUAAGACCGAGCCACAACCAUUCUAUCAGCAAGGUCGACCAUUGAAGUUGAACAUCAAGACUCCCGGUCUUUUGGAUACCUUGAGGUUCGAGGAUGAUGCUCGAGCUGCAGAUCCCCUCGGGCCAGAUGAGGUUGAAAUCGAAGUCAAAGCGUCCGGUGUCAAUUUCCGAGACAUUAUGAUCUGUACCGGUCAGAUGUCUGACUCUUCUCUGGGACUUGAGUGUGCAGGUACCAUUCGCCAAAUUGGCUCUCAGGUGUCUCACUUGAAAAUUGGCGAACGCGUCACCGCUUGGACAAAAGGCAACUACUCGAACUAUGCUCGCACUCAUGCCCAGUUGGCUCAGUCAAUCCCGGAUGAUAUGAGCUAUGCCGUGGCAGCUUCUCUGCCCAUUGUGUUCACGACUGUAAUUUAUGGUCUUCAGCACAUUGCUCGACUCCGCAAGGGCGAGUCAGUACUGAUUCAUGCCGCUGCUGGAGGUGUUGGUCAGGCGGCCAUAAUCCUCUCUCAGUGGAUCGGUGCAGAUAUUUUUGUGACCGUCGGAACUCCAAAGAAGAGAGAGCUUGUGCAACGAGAGUUUGGAAUUCCAGAAAAUCGUAUUUUCUCUAGUCGCGAUCUUAGCUUUGCGCAGCAAAUCAAGAAAUUGACCGGAGGACGGGGCGUGGACGUCGUACUCAACAGUUUGGCCGGUGAGGCGCUCGAUGCGACCUGGGACUGCAUCGCCAUGUUUGGUCGCUUUAUCGAAAUGGGUAAAAAGGACAUUGUGGAUAAUCGCCGCCUGGGGAUGGCUCCUUUCCUCCGCAAUGUGACCUUUUCGUCGAUCGAUCUGAUGACCGUCUUCAAACACAACGUCAGCUUGGCCGCCCAAUUGAUGCAAGAAACCAGAGAUUUGAUCCGCACUAAGGCCAUUCGCCCUGUUCCUUCCAUCAAAACAUUCCCUUUCUCGCAAUUCGAAGAGGCUUUCCGUUUUAUGCAGCAAGGCAAACAUGUCGGCAAAAUUGUCAUGGUGCCACGGGAGGAUGAUAUUGUGCAGGCAGUUCCCCGCUCUAGCGGCCCAUACGUCUUUCCCGAAGAUGCUUCAUAUUUGAUUACCGGAUUUGGAGGCCUGGGGCGAAGCAUGGCACGCUGGAUGGCUUCUCGUGGAGCAAAGAAUCUCAUCUUUGCUUCGAGAUCUGGAGUCACACGCCCAGCAGUUAAAGAUCUGGUUGACGAACUAGGGCAGUCUGGUGUUCGAGUAGAAGUGCUCCAGGUUGACAUCACCGACAAACCUGCUUUUAAAUCCGAGUUGGACCGCAUUUUGCAUGUCUUGCCUCCUGUGCGUGGAGUGAUUCAAGCUGCCAUGGUGCUGGAAGAUCACAUCUUUGAAAACAUGUCGCUCGAAGCUUUCAACAACGGAAUCCGUCCGAAAGUUCAAGGCACAUGGAAUCUUCACGAAAUUACCAUUGGACAGCCCCUGGACUUCUUCAUCAUACUCGCGUCAGCCGUUGGCGUUCUAGGUAAUUCCGGACAGGCCAAUUACUCGGCAGGUAACGCUUUUGAAGAUGCACUUGCGCAAUACCGUCGAUCGCAGGGCCUUCCCGCCAUCUCGAUUGACUUGGGUAUGAUGCUGUCUGUAGGUGCUGUAGCGGAGGAUGAAACCGGUCUGGUGCGACGAAAUCUGGAACGCAAAGGCUUCGUGGGAAUUGAAGAGGAGGAAUUCCUUGUCAUGCUGGAGAUCGCUAUUCAAGAUUCCAACCAACAGCAGCACAGCCAGAUGAUUACGGGUAUUCAGACCCAGUCGACCGUAGGAGGCGGGGAGGGUGGAAUUGCAUUGGACGAGCCAUCCUGGAAGUCCAGCCCCGUCUUCUCUCAUCUCCCGAAGCUGAAUGUUCGGUCCUCGAGCAACGCAAAUAGCGAAGGCGUGCAGUCCACCCAAGCCCUGCUGAAGGCAGCCUUGUCUUUCAAUGAUGCAGUAACUAUCAUCGUCAAUGCUAUCACUAUCAAACUCAGCCGCAGCUUGAUGAUCGAAAUCGCUGAGCUGGAUCCGACUCGGCCGACUAGUGCUUUUGGAAUUGACAGUUUGAUUGCAGUGGAGUUGCGGAAUUGGUUUCAGAAGGAGAUGAAGGCCGAUAUUGCAGUCUUUGAGAUUCUUCAGGCCAAUAGCUUGCAAACACUUGCCUUUCGAGUGGCCGAGAAGAGUGGCUUUGUGGCCAGCUCGCUAGCUGAAGCUUAG
Molecule: messenger RNA, 8134 nt
Organism: Xylona heveae TC161
Lineage: Eukaryota; Fungi; Ascomycota; Xylonomycetes; Xylonales; Xylonaceae
Exons: 5
Coding region: 245-8134 (2629 amino acids)
Biological process (GO): secondary metabolite biosynthetic process; fatty acid biosynthetic process
Molecular function (GO): phosphopantetheine binding; fatty acid synthase activity; oxidoreductase activity
Source: RefSeq, a predicted model, not a curated record